Aegilops tauschii subsp. strangulata is the source of this 2241-nucleotide messenger RNA. RefSeq lists its product as uncharacterized. NCBI's taxonomy places the organism in Eukaryota, Viridiplantae, Streptophyta, Magnoliopsida, Poales, Poaceae. The record is from RefSeq and is a predicted model, not a curated record.
GCCAGGUGAGUCAGCCGUUCAUCAUCGCGGCUCACGGCCGCUCCAUACUUUUCCAGGCGUAUGCCCCCUUCGUUGGAGAUAGAUGUCCGGCAUUCUACUAUUACCCCAUAGACUAUUUCCUCUACACAGCCUCUGGCUCAGAGAAGUCUCCUUGUCUCAUGCGACUCCCGCCUUGCUUCGAUGGUGGGGACAAGAACCCGGACGUGGAUUUGUACUUCCACCCGUACCGUCUCCAGCAGCUGCGAUCUAUGUGGCGUGAUGACAUUGGCCUCCUCUUUGCCGUGGCAAGGGGGAGUUCGUGGUGGCGCAGCUCACAUUUGGCGGCCAGCUCUGCGUGCUACACCGUAAACCUGGGGAGGAGGAGGGCGACAUGAAUUGGAGCGUUGAAAAUAUGCCCUUACCUGACGGCGAUGACAUCCCAAACCUGCUGUGUGGUUCGUGGCAAACGGACGCCGUCGUCCCCUAUGGUGGUUGUUACCUGUGCUGGGCGGAUUGCUACCUGGGCUUGCUUUUUGUCGGUGUCAUUGACAAGCGGACGAAGCCCCCGUGCUACGUCCCCUUACCUGAUGGUCUGGAUUCCAAUCGUCUGUGCAUUGACCCAGGGUAUCCUGACCCGGCCCGUCGUGUCUGUGUCUCUGAGUCCGGCUUGAUUAACCUCAUAUGUGUUGGUGAUCGUGCUGGCUGCAGUGUGUGUGCCAGUUCUUAUUCUGCUUUCACUAUCACAGUAUGGACUUUCACCAACUUAAGGGAAAAGAAAUGGAUGAAAUGUUUCACCAUGGAAGACAGCAAGUUCUGGGCUGCUCUUGAUUUUGACAAGCGUCUUCCGCAUGUGCUACCAGAGUUCCCUACCAUCAGCUUGGUUAAGCCUGAUGUUGUUUCCUUCCGGUUGAAUGGUGGUAAUAAACUUUUCUGGCUGAUUGAGAUUGACAUGAAGAAGGAAGUGCUGGGGUCAACCAGUCUCUACAUCUUUGAAGAAGAAGAAGAAGAAGAGAAAUGCUCCACUGACAUGGCCCACUGGAGAUCAUUUCCUGGCUACUUCUUUGUUCCCAGCCCGUUCACCCGAUACUUGGACCAGCAUGCCAUCAGAAGUCUGGAACUCAGCGAGAAGUUACAGAAUAUAAGACUUGAGCAAGCUAAAGAAAAGAGAUUUGUUGAAGAGUGAAGAGCUUAUGCUAGGAAUUGUUCGGCAGAUAGAAGAAACCAGGAAUACUUUUUAGGGCACCGCUAGGAAUCAGACUACUGAUAGUCUACUUCCUAUCAGACCAGUCGGUAGCCAUUAGACUAAAGAGACAAUAUCAGGUGAAAAUCCCUUCUUCAGUGGAAGCUUGGAAACUUGAGCGCUGGCCGUUGGAUCCUAUAUGCAUGGACUAGAUCCACACAUUACUGCUACUUAGUAUUUGCAUUAGAACGCCCGCUGGCAGCGCUGCUAUUUUGCAAAUAGCCCCUCAGUGUUAGUAGAAUUAGAACUCUAUCCAACAAAACUCUGCCCAGACAAGAGAAGUAUGUACAGGAAUGGAUACUGCAAACAGAACACUUGCAGUUCUAUCAAAAUCUUGGGCGACUAAGGCACGUUCAAGUACAGAGGCAGUAAAAGGGAUCAUCAUAAGACAAAUCUGGGGCGUCCAAAUAUGCAGGCACUUGCAGUCUCUACUAGCCAAAUUAGCAUAACUAAGAUCCAUCAGUUUAACAACCACCACUUGCCUCUCGCUGUAGGUUAGGUCUUUUUUCAUGACGAUGAACAACCUCUCUGGUUUCAGUGCAUUCUCCUCGAUGAACUGAAGGAAAUCAAACUCGUUAUGAUUCCUUGUUGCUCACACAAAGACAAGACUUGAUGUGUGACGGGACAGACUCAAUAUGAAUGUUCUCCUGCCAUAACUUGAGACUAAGGUUGCUAGCGGAUUGACAUGGUUGGCCAGACAGUCGCCGGAGAGGAAUCACCCACAUCGCUCGCUGGUCCUGCACGGAACGAAGGUUCGUGCUGUAGGAAAGCACCAUCUCCCCACAACUCUCCUAAUCCUAGCUGUUAAUGGGGAAGAAAUUUGAAUCGGGAUUGGCUGGCUCCAUAGGAAAAGGAACGGGAUGGCUCAGCCUCCAUUGGGGAUAUUUCUGUACCGAUGUACAGGAUUGUUGUCAGGUUCUAUUUGCAAUCUGUACAACUUUUCAUCUCAGAACGCACAUUCCCUAUCCAACGGCACAAGAUCAGGUUUCCGUGCUUUCACUGAAUGUAUGGUUUUCACUAGA